AUGUCAACUUCUAAGAAUAAAAGUUCAAAGUAUAUAGUGGAUAGUGACGAGGAAGCAGGUAAAAAAACUUUUAACAAGGAAGAAUCUCAACCAACAAAGUUAUCGGAAAAGAAAAGAGUUACGGUUAGAGAGUGGAAAAAUAUGGUUUUGAUAGAUAUUCGAGAGUUUUUUGAAGUUGAUGGAGGAACACCUAUGCCAACUAAAAAAGGUAUUUCAUUACAAUUGGAUCAGUGGGAUAAGUUGAAAUCAUUAGUUGAUGAUAUUGAUGAGGAAAUAAAAAAUUUAAAAUAA
This is a messenger RNA of Entrophospora sp. SA101, 291 nucleotides long. Lineage: Eukaryota; Fungi; Glomeromycota; Glomeromycetes; Entrophosporales; Entrophosporaceae. The record is from the annotation of a GenBank genome assembly.